AUGGCUCCCACCACCCUUGAAACCGCCCAGGAUGACGGUGUCGUCAUCGGCCUCAAGUCACUCUCGAAUGUCGAACAACGACUUGAAAUCGAUGAGCUUCUCGUCGAGCAUCCUAAUGUCUUCAAUUUAUUCUUGCUGGCUCUCGAACGUCUUCAACAAGACCAGAGCAAGAUGGGGUACUUCAAAAUAGCUGGAAUACAUGGUCUCCCCACCGAGAACUGGGACAAUGUCCAAGGCGACACGGAAGAAGUUGGUGGCUACUGUACUCACGGCUUCAAUCUUUUCCCAACGUGGCACCGGCCGUAUCUCGCUAUGAUGGAGCAAACGAUCUACAACACUGCUGGCGAGAUCGCGAAAGAAUUCAAAGACCAAAAGUACCUCAAAGCAGCGAAGCAGUUCCGCCUGCCCUACUGGGACUACUUCAAACCGCGCGAGCAGAAGGACGUUGUUUUCACUCGUCCUAAUGGCACGAAGGCCACCUUUCCAUACGACUUCCGCCUUCCUGAGGUGCUGAAGCAAGACAAGUUGAUGGUCUACAGGCCUGGCAACGAAGAGCAACUGGAGCCGAUGGACAACCCGCUCAAAAGCUUCCGGUUCCCCAAGAAAGGCAACAUUCCGUUGUCCCAAUGGCAAGUGAUGGAAGAUAGUGCAAAGGCGGAUGGGGCAACCUUCACCCUCCCCCAAGAUCACACUGUGCGCCACGCUCUCGAUCACGGCAACGGCAAAGACAACUUCGAGGAGCUCGACACCGUGCUGAACAAAGCGCGGGAACAGAUGGUGAUUACCAUGCUCGACCUGCUCGAGGUGCCCCAUUACGGCGUGUACGACUACUUUGCAACGACGGGGCCUUCACUGGAGGAGCCUGACCCAAAUGCACCGAGCGGCUCGCUUGAGGGCUUUCAUGACACAUACCAUGGCCACAUCGGAGGCGCAGGACAUAUGUCCCGGAUCCCAGUUGCGGCGUUCGACCCGGUGUUCUGGCUGCACCACUGCAACAUCGACCGCAUCUUUGCAGUCUGGCAAGCGACGCAUGAUAAGUACAUCACCGAUGGACCCUCAUAUCCCAACGCUGCAACCAAUCUCUACCCCUUCCGCUACAUCGACAAAGCAUCCGGCAAAAUGUGGACGAGCGCCACCGCCCGCAAUCACACCGACUUCGGCUACACCUAUCCCGACCUGGUCAACAAACCCAAUCGCCAAGCCAUCUUGAAAGACUUUGAUGCAAAUUACCGCUGGAGCUUGCCGCGCAAGGCGCGGAUGGACAACAAGUUGGUCGUUCCCAAAGACAUGCAGCCCAACAACCAACAGGUAGUGGCCGCGCAGGUCUUCGAUUACACAGCGGCAGAACUAGUAGGGGGGGCAGUCAGGCAAGCAGCGCCGAAGAUUAUGGAGGCCGCCGGUAGGGUGGCCAACACUGGCUUCGCCACUACCGCCAGCGCAGGCCAUGGCCCCCCUGGUGGGCCUGAGCAUGUGCCAUCAUUUGACCGUGGCCAUGAGAUCUUAAAGGAUGAGCCUGAGGGCAGCAAGUUGGUGCUGCAGUGGUACAUCGACACUGUAGUUAACAAGACCGCUCUCAAUGGUUCCUUCACCAUCUUUUUCUUCCUCGGACCCCGCAGCGAAAUCCCUUCCAACCCCAACCAGUGGCAGUCCUCCCACAUUCUUGCCGGAACUACGCAUAUCUUCAGCGCGCCGAGGGAGGCGUGCGAUAACUGCGCGCUUCAGGAGCAACAUGGGCAUCGAGUGACUGGCACAACUGCAAUCAAGCCGAUUCUGCUCGACUACAUUGAGGCGGGUCAGCUGCAGAGCUUGAGCCCGCGUGAUGUCGUGCCGUUCUUGAAGAAGGAGUUGGUGUGGAGGGUUGCUGAUGUCAACCGUCAGCAAAAGGAUCCGGCGAGGGUGGAAGGAUUGAGGGUGGAUGUCAGUGCCACUGUAUCGGUGCUUAGGCCGGACUCAACGAUUCCAAGAUUCAAGGAGCCAUUGACCUUCCCAGAGGUGACGGAGGGCCGCUCUGGCGGGGAUCCGGUUUAA
Messenger RNA from Lasiodiplodia theobromae, 2028 nucleotides. RefSeq names its product Tyrosinase. Gene Ontology annotation, molecular function: oxidoreductase activity. Bases 1 to 2028 code for a protein of 675 amino acids. The transcript is spliced from 6 exons. NCBI's taxonomy places the organism in Eukaryota, Fungi, Ascomycota, Dothideomycetes, Botryosphaeriales, Botryosphaeriaceae. The record is from RefSeq and is a predicted model, not a curated record.